This is a messenger RNA of Kickxella alabastrina, 1201 nucleotides long. RefSeq lists its product as uncharacterized. The annotation marks the transcript as partial. The record is from RefSeq and is a predicted model, not a curated record. Lineage: Eukaryota; Fungi; Kickxellomycota; Kickxellomycetes; Kickxellales; Kickxellaceae. The transcript is spliced from 2 exons.
CUUGUAUAUUAACACACGAUGCGGUUAAAGGCAUACUUUGGAACAUAAACUUUUUAUAAAAAAAUUGAUUUAAAUAAAAGCAUCUAUCUGCCACAUUUUUGUCAGAGUUAGCAUUAGUUAGCCAUACAAUCUACUCUCCGUCCUUUUGUUAUUAUAAUUUUACAGCACUUGUUACAUUUAUCCAUCUCAUUACAUUUAAACUUUAUUUUAUAUUUGUUUUAUAUUCACCAUGCCAUUUUUUAGGCGCGACAUUGCAUUGGGUCCAGAGGAUCCAAACGUUUUAGCUGAGGAGAUGUUCGGCAAAAUUAACAAUAAAAUUUGGGUGGUUAAAACCCUUGUCUAUAUCAGCACAGUUUUUAGUGGUGCGAUGGUCCUCUUUUUAACGAGCGUCUUUAUUUGGCGCCGAUCCCUGGUUAACCGCAUCUCUUUGCGCUUAAUCUUUUUAAUAUGCGUCAGCGAUUUAAUCCAGAGCAUAUUUACGAUUCGGUCGUUCACCGCUAAAACUUUGGUCAAGUGCCAGGUCAAUGGCUUUUUCAUAGAUUUCUGUGUGGCAUUAUCUGUCUACUUAUCCUCCGCGAUUGCAUUCAAUUUGCAAAUGGUAUUUCUGCGCUCCUCCCGCAAGCCGUUGCCAAAAUACACCGAAUAUCUUUAUUUCGCGGUUCCAAUCCUCGCAUCAGCCAUUCACACGAUUCCACAGUACGCCUGGGCUAUACGCCACGAUGAGUGCCACCCAUUGAACCCUAUAAUGCCGGGCACAAAGAAGUAUCUUAUCUACAUUAUCUUUGUUACCCUUUUGGUGCCGGCAAUCUUUGUCCUCUACAACGUGUUCACGUCUAUUAGGGUCAUCUUAACCCUUUACUUCAAGCAGCGCAAGGUCAGUCGUGCGCUGAAUAGCGCAUCUUUUGAGACGAAUCGGCUGCUCAAAGAUGCUUCGGAUAAGCCAACUUCCAUCAGCAAAAUAGGCAGCUCACGGCUUCAGGCCGUGCGCAGGGUGUACAGAGCCUGCAUUCGCAUAGCAUUGUACCCUCUGACUCCGAUUUUGUGGUGGAUAUUCAAUGCUACGUUUUACGGCGUUCAGUACCAUAUCACAAUGACAUACCAGUCGGACGUUUACACAAUGACCGUGCUCAUGUAUAUCAACUGGGUUGCGUUCCCGUCAAUUGUAAUCCUCAACUUUUUGGUGUUUCUGACCGACCCCGGC